Molecule: messenger RNA, 1350 nt
Organism: Polyodon spathula (Mississippi paddlefish)
Lineage: Eukaryota; Metazoa; Chordata; Actinopteri; Acipenseriformes; Polyodontidae
Exons: 8
Coding region: 1-1344 (447 amino acids)
Biological process (GO): T cell activation; interleukin-15-mediated signaling pathway; positive regulation of ERK1 and ERK2 cascade
Cellular component (GO): external side of plasma membrane; membrane raft
Molecular function (GO): MHC class II protein binding; protein tyrosine kinase binding
Source: RefSeq, a predicted model, not a curated record
AUGGAUCAGAGCCCUGCCGCUGUUGUUCUCGCCAUAGUACUGUGUCUGUGUUCAGCGGGGACCCACCCUCUAGCAGGAACAGUGCGCUAUGCUCAGACGGGAGAUACCGUUGUCCUGCCUUGCAGAAAUGCUUCUACGAGGUUCAGAAAAUCGAUAAAUUGGUAUUACAACACAGCCUCUGGGACUCGCUCUACUUUAUUCACUCUUCAAAGCUCUGGCAUAAUUCUAACUGGAGAAACAAAGCUUAAGGACAGGACAGAGAUUGUGAGCAACUCAUCUCUAAGGAUACAUGAAUUGAAAAAAGAUGACUUUGGAACGUACACGUGUGAUGUUUGCAUUGACACAGGCCACUGCAUUACAGAAUCACGGAUUUCCUUGCUUUUAAAAGACCGUGUGACAGGUUGGUCGAGUGGUGAUGUCACAGACCAGGAAGUAACCACACAUAGACAAGGUAAUGCAGCUCCAGCAUUGGAUCCCAAUACCACAGAGACAGUGUAUGUCACGGAGGGAGAAUUCGUUCAGCUUCCCUGUGUUGGGAUAUCAAACCGAACGGAAGGCAGGCAUGUGGAAUGGUCAUUUCAAGCGAUUUGGGAUCAGAGCCAAACCCUUCUCAAUGUGUCUGCACCAGCGCACCCCACAGCCAACCCCAGAGAGAGAGUGAGUCUGCUGCCCAAUGCUUCCCUUCUCAUCCAGGGAGUGCAGAGGCCCAACACAGGCACUUACCACUGCAGGGGGGACCAGCAAGAGAAAUACCACAUGCUUACUGUGUGUGUUUUAACAGUGAAAGCGAACACGUCUAGCCCUGUUUCUAAAGGCACAGAGGUCAGUGUGAGCUGCUCCCUGCUCUGUGGUCACACUCCCCAGGACGCUGUGCUUCAGUGGAUGGACAGUAAUGGGACCCUGCUGGAAUCACACACAACUCUUUCUGCUGGUCCCAGUGCAGAGCUGGCGAUUCCCAGUGCCUACAAUACAACCCUGAGGUGCCGAUUACAAGUUAAAGAACGAGAGAGAGCCAGCGUGGAAUACACCAUACCCAUCCAUGUAACAGAAGAGCAGAACAGGAUUGCGAGCAAUCAGACUGUCCUCCUCCCUGUGCUGCUGGGAAUAGCUGCUGUUUGUGUAGCGAUCGUUGCCGUCUUAAUCCUGCUUUUCAGAGGCAGAAAAACAGGAGACAAAGAAAAUGAUGUCGUUGGUGUUGAGCUGAAUUCUGCAAGCCAAGUCCACGAGGAGGAAUGUGAAAUUACUUACGCUGCACUAGAAAUUAGAGAGCCAGCCAGCACCAAGAGGAGAGGAAAGAUCCACCAUGAAGUUAUUUACUGUCAAAUUGAAAUAAACAAACUGUGAAGAAUG